AUGGAGCCUAAACAGGUGACAUAUCACCCUCUCAUGUCUGAGUCGCGAGACUCUGAAUCCAUCACAGAGCACGACCAGGAAGACACUUCGCAUGAUGGGUACAUCAUUCCGCGACAUCAACGUUUCCGUGGCUGGGUGCGUCACAUCGCUAAUCCAGUGCUUAUUGCUCUGAUUGCACUAUGUUUAUUAGUGUGCGCACUCAUCGUUGCCGUCUUGACAAAGCUCAAUCCUAGUGACUUACAAUGCACGAAACAACUUUCAUCUUGGUCACCCGCACUCGAUGCGGUCGAGUAUAUCGAGUACGACUUUGAUGGGGCAUUCAAUGCCACCAGUAUCUACCGUGGGCCUCCAACUGAAGAGAGAGAGUCUGCUUGGUUUAAUUUAACGUAUAAGCACGGUGUCGAAAUCCCUCCGGACAAACUUAGUACGCUGAACAAGACUGAGGAGGAUCACCUACAACACGUUCCUUCUGAUGUUGGCCCUGGAUACACUGGGCUGCUGGAAGUAUUCCAUCAACUACAUUGCUUGAAUAUCGUGCGUAUGUACACAUGGUGGCAGGCAGGUAAAUAUGACGAGCCCCCAGAGGGGUUGGUGAGAAAUGAGCUCAAGAACCGUAUCCAUGUCGACCAUUGCAUUGAGUCCCUGCGAGCUACCCUCAUGUGUUCCAGCGAUGUCUCAUUGUUAUACGUGCAGGUGGGAGGGGCAGCCGGCCUGCGGGCAGACUUUGCUUCUCACCAUAAGUGCAGGGAUUUCAGGAAGAUAGAACGGUGGAUAGAUGAGAAUUGGACGGUUGUCUAA
Molecule: messenger RNA, 798 nt
Organism: Penicillium vulpinum
Lineage: Eukaryota; Fungi; Ascomycota; Eurotiomycetes; Eurotiales; Aspergillaceae
Product: oxidase ustYa family protein
Exons: 4
Coding region: 1-798 (265 amino acids)
Biological process (GO): mycotoxin biosynthetic process
Source: RefSeq, a predicted model, not a curated record